CGUCGGGGCCUGGAUCCCACAUUCCGCACAUCGCCCUGCAUGGCACAAACAGACAGAUGCAAACGGCAAAAGCGAAUCUUCUUCAGAAGCUUUGAAUGAUAGAUAUUAUCACGCUCACCCCCUUGCUUUGGUCUCGAUGCUGUUGUUGUUGUAAGCUCUGAGUCUUCGUUGUUGUGUAGCUUGUGUAGCAGAUUCAAGCUCCUUUGUACCCUUUUUCCUGGCUAUGGCGUCCUCCAUUGGCUCUCUCGCCAAGUGUGUCAGUCCCGUACUGGUAGAAGGAAAUGUGGGUACAGCGUGGUCGGCGUCGGUGUCCUCCAGCUUCGCCCUCGGAGCUCCCAAGGCGAAAUCCGUGAAGCUGGUAAGUGGCGGCACUGCAUUCAAGGUGCAAGCGGCUGCUGCUGCUGGGUCUGGUGGGUCUGAUUCCCAGGAGGCUGUUCGGCAAUUCGCUCUUCGUGGGUUCCAAACCAAGCGGGCUCUCAAGGUGAUAGCGGGGCUCCAGAACUUCGAUGCCCAAAUAGUUGCAGCUGUAGUCACUGCUGCAGAAAAGGGUGGAGCAACACAUGUUGAUAUUGCUUGUGACCCAGAGCUUGUAAAGCUUGCAACAAGCCUAACUAGUCUCCCGGUGUGCGUUUCAUCAGUUGUUCCUGAGGACUUUGUUGCUGCAGUCGAAGCAGGAGCACACAUGAUCGAACUAGGAAACUACGAUUCUUUCUACGAGAGUGGUCGUGUCUUCGCCGCUUCUGAGAUCUUGGAGCUUACCAAGAGAACAAGGGAGUUGUUACCAGCAAUCACUCUCUCUGUCACCAUCCCUCACACUUUGCCUCUCGACGAGCAAGUGAACCUUGCUGAGAAACUGGAAAAAUUGGGUGCUGAUAUCAUCCAAACUGAAGGUGGUACAAGCUCGGCACCCACCAGCCCUGGAAUCCAAGGGCUCAUUGAAAAGGCCUCUCCCACUUUGGCUGCGGCAUAUGCUAUUUCCAGGGCAGUCAAUAUCCCUGUUAUGUGCGCAUCGGGGAUCAGUGCUGUGACUGCCCCUAUGGCUUGUGGAGCUGGUGCUGCUGGCGUGGGCGUUGGAUCUGCAGUGAACAAGUUGAACGACCAAAUUGGAAUGGUAGCUGCUGUUCGGAGCAUUGCUGAAUCCCUUGGCUUGGAGGCUUCGAAGACCUCCGCAACAUCCUCGUCUGCAGUGGCUCAAUAGAAUGUUCCAAUCAGAGAAAUUGCAGUUGAUGUGCAAUCCUGGCCAGCAGCUUCCAAUUGAUGUGCCAGUGAGUAGGUGCUAAUGAGAAUGGGCCAUCGCUAUAAACAACAAAAGAAAAGUAUGUGACUAAGUUGCUCCUUGUAUACGCUGUAAAUCAGUGCCUUAGUGUUUGGACUUAAAAGUUCGACUUCUUAAUGGUUAAGAUGGUGUACAUUCUGGAUUUCCAUACAUCCAGAUCUCACUGCAACAACACAAUUAAUAUUGGUGACCCAUUGAUGUAAAUGACUGGUUGGUCGGCUUUAAGCUGUGAGAGAAAAGACUGUCUAGUUCGUUGCA
Messenger RNA from Physcomitrium patens, 1534 nucleotides. RefSeq lists its product as uncharacterized. Lineage: Eukaryota; Viridiplantae; Streptophyta; Bryopsida; Funariales; Funariaceae. The record is from RefSeq and is a predicted model, not a curated record.